Messenger RNA from Oryzias latipes (Japanese medaka), 3888 nucleotides. RefSeq names its product serine/threonine-protein kinase tousled-like 1-B. The record is from RefSeq and is a predicted model, not a curated record. Gene Ontology annotation, cellular component: nucleus. Gene Ontology annotation, molecular function: ATP binding; protein serine/threonine kinase activity. Gene Ontology annotation, biological process: chromosome segregation; intracellular signal transduction; peptidyl-serine phosphorylation. Lineage: Eukaryota; Metazoa; Chordata; Actinopteri; Beloniformes; Adrianichthyidae.
UCAGGUCGUCGCUAAGUGGUGCCUUCCGGUGAACCUCAAACUAGUUGGAAAGAGGGUGAAAUGAUCCCAGAUCAGUGUCUGUUUCGGUGUCAGGCCACCCCUCCUCGCUGCUAGGUGCGCGCCAGCCUCGCGAUAGCCUCGCCUACUAACCAGAAUCAAAGCUCCUCUCGCGAAUUGGAUGCUGACAGGCGCGAUCUGCGGUCAUCAUGCAAAGGUUACAUUGGAUCUGUUUCAAGAAGACGCUCCUCCGUCGGAAACGCUCGGGUCGCAAAAUGCGGGACGUCUAGCGGUGCGAGAGCGGACUCGCCACCGGUUUCCGGGCCUCUUUGGCUGCAGCAGGUGUCAAACGAUGGGCACAUUUUCGGGAGUGUGUACGCUGGCUCCUCUCGGCCGUAAAGUGGCUUCAUGAGUGUCCAAAGUAACAGUGGAAGUGGUGGUGGAAGUUUGGAGGCGACGCCAUCUUGGUCGCAGCUCUCCUCGUCCCCAACGUUUUCUCAACAACAUCUAACGGCGACCGCAAAGAGCAAGGAAGCCCCCAUGGAGGAGCUGCACAGCUUGGACCCCAGGAGACAGGAGCUGCUGGAGGCCAGGUUUACAGGAGCUGUCAGCGGCAACACAGUAGGCAGCACGGGGAGCACCAGCGGAGGUGCUAAGGGCUUGGCCAAUGAAUCCUCCAACCACAGCUAUGGAAGUCUGGGCUCAUCAAGUGAUAAGGAGUCCGAGAACUCCGAUCUGAAAAGAGGGAGCUCCCCUGCCUACUCAACCCCAGAGAAGAAGCACUCUGAAUCGUCCAGGGGGAGGAAGAGGAAAGCGGACACCUAUUCUGAGAGUAGUCAAGGAAAGACUUCCACACGUGGACCCAAAAUCAGCGACUAUUUUGAUUUUCAGGGUGGAAAUGGUUCCAGUCCAGUCAGAGGCCUUCCAUCUUCUCGCCGCUCGCCACAGAGCUCGCACUCGGCUCCAGGUUCGAUGAUUCAGCAGAAUAGCUCCUCCCCCACCAGUCUGAGUUUUGGGGAGCACAACCUUAAAGCCUCCUUGAGCAAAUGUAUUCAGACGGAGCUGACGGGGCUAAAGCUCGCCGCCCUGGAGAGCAACAAGAGUCUGGACCUGGAAAAGAAGGAAGGCAGGAUAGAUGACCUGCUCAGGGCCAAUUGUGACCUGAGAAGGCAGAUUGAUGAACAGCAGAAACUGUUGGAGAAAUAUAAGGAGAGACUCAACAAGUGCAUCACAAUGAGCAAGAAACUGCUCAUAGAGAAGAGCAACCAGGAGAAGCUUUCGUGUCGUGAGAAAAGCAUGCAAGACCGUCUGCGCCUCGGUCACUUCACCACAGUCAGACAUGGCGCCUCCUACACAGAGCAGUGGACUGACGGAUAUGCAUUCCAAAACCUGAUCAAGCAACAGGAAAGCAUUAACCAGCAGAGGGAGGAUAUUGAGCGACAGAGGAAGCUCCUCGCCAAGAGGAAGCCUCCCAACCCAGCGGCCCCCUCCCUCUCUGUGGCCUCAACAUCCGAGCCCAAGCAGCGCAAAGCCAAGGUGGUCAACGGCAACGAUUCAGAUCCCUUCCUGAAGCCCUCCUUGCCCCAGCUCCUGACCCUGGCGGAGUACCACGAGCAGGAAGAAAUCUUCAAGCUUCGUCUCGGACACUUAAAGAAGGAGGAGGCAGAGAUCCAGGCAGAGCUGGAGAGGCUGGAGCGGGUGAGAAACCUUCACAUCCGAGAGCUGAAGAGGAUAAACAAUGAGGACAGUUCAGCUUUCAAAGACCACCCCACGCUGAACGAGAGGUACCUGCUGCUGCACUUGCUGGGCAGGGGCGGCUUCAGUGAAGUCUACAAGGCUUUUGACCUGUUUGAGCAGCGCUACGCCGCUGUGAAAAUCCACCAGCUCAACAAGAACUGGAGAGAGGAGAAAAAGGAGAACUACCACAAGCACGCGUGCAGGGAGUACCGGAUACACAAGCAGCUGGAUCAUCCCAGAAUAGUCAAACUCUACGACUAUUUCUCCCUCGACACGGACACGUUCUGCACCGUGCUGGAGUUCUGCGAAGGGAACGAUUUGGACUUCUACCUGAAACAGAACAAGCUGAUGUCAGAGAAGGAGGCCCGCUCCAUUGUAAUGCAGAUCGUCAGCGCCCUGCGCUACCUCAACGAAAUCAAACCCCCCAUCAUCCACUACGACCUCAAACCUGGUAACAUCUUAUUAGUUGAUGGCACAGCAUGCGGUGAAAUCAAAAUCACGGAUUUUGGCCUUUCCAAGAUAAUGGAUGAUGACAACUAUGGUGUGGAUGGGAUGGACCUCACGUCACAGGGUGCAGGCACCUACUGGUACCUUCCUCCAGAGUGUUUUGUUGUUGGGAAGGAACCACCCAAGAUCUCCAACAAGGUGGAUGUCUGGUCAGUUGGAGUGAUUUUCUUCCAAUGCCUCUACGGACGCAAGCCGUUUGGUCACAAUCAGUCCCAGCAGGACAUCCUGCAGGAAAACACCAUCCUCAAAGCCACCGAAGUUCAGUUUCCAGCCAAACCGCAGGCCAGCACAGAGGCCAAGGCGUUCAUCCGGCGCUGUCUGGCGUAUCGUAAGGAGGACCGCUACGACGUUCACCAACUGUGCUCGGACUCCUAUCUCCUCCCUCACAUGAGACGUUCGAACUCCUCCGGGUCCCUGCAGCCCCCGGCCCCAUCAAUCCCCAACUACUGACCGACGGGACGGGACCUUCUGGUCGACCUGAAGGAAAAGGUUGCUGUAAUCGGCGGGAUGACAGAUGGCAAUCCGAGCCCCGAGCUUCUCCUAAGAUGGAUAUUUUGGCUACAGAAAGAUUGGAAAAAAAGAAAGAAGCUCUGCGUUGAUCAGAGCUCCGGCCUCAGACUUCAGAGGGGGGUAAUAGUGUGGAAAAGGACGUAGAAAGAGUAUUUGUUUGGAGGAAAAAUAUGAAAGCAAGUGGAUUUGCUUCUGGACUAAAUGAACCUCAUAGACUUACAGCAGUGUGGUACCUCCUAGAUUGGUCUGCAAACCCCGCCCCCUUGUAGCUCCACAUGCAUCUUCACGAGCACGUAUGCCGUAAUAUAACUAUUAGCUGACUAGCAGUUGUGUCAACAUAAGCCUACUUUUCCAGUCUUGUUGCUUGUGAGAGCGGGUGCAGCGGUCGUGUCAAAGUUUACCCCGGCAACGGCGAUUUUCAUUUUGACAAAUAGGACUUUUUAAAGUUUGCACUCUAAACCCAGAUGACGCUCAGAGUCCUCUCGAAAGAACCACCGCAUGGCCUCACUCGUCACAAUCGGGUCCAGAUCCGGGCGUCUUUCCGCCUCGCAGUUCAGGUAAAAGAGGCGGAUGUUCCAUGGUGGUGUGUUGAUGUAGAUGUCCAUGCUUCCCUGCUGGACUACUUAACAUUAGGCUCUUUUGAAAAACAAACAAACAAAAAAAAAUCUGUAUCUAUAUGUUACUGAAUGGCAAAGCAGAGUUCAUUGGACAUUUCAUGUGCAGGAAACACGACUAACUAGCAGAUAUAUAACAAUAAUCCAGCUUUUUAUGCCUCCAAGUGUCCGUUUGCUCCAUUCAUUGGUUUCCUCCUAAAAGCCAUUCUCAGUGUUGCUGCUAUAAACGUUGCUUUUAGUUUGUAACAUGUGCAUGACCUCCUCCCUGCAUAUGUGCAUAUUUGAACUGUGUUCAGCUGCAACCAACUUCAUAAAUGUCUGAUGGGGGGGCUCUUUUGUUGUUUUUUGUUUACUUAAGCAUAAAAGCCCGACAAAUCUGAUGUAUCGAGCUAAUUCCCAGAAUUCUCCUCCUGCUCACAGAAGAGGACACGCUCCAGAUCGGCUGUGUUAUCCACUUCAGCUGGAAUUCAUGAUAUAUUCAAGUGUUGUCAUUGUGUAAAUAAAACACUUAUCUGCUCCAUGA